This is a messenger RNA of Purpureocillium takamizusanense, 2817 nucleotides long. Its product is annotated as Alpha,alpha-trehalose phosphorylase (configuration-retaining). Bases 597 to 2312 code for a protein of 571 amino acids. Gene Ontology annotation, molecular function: glycosyltransferase activity. The record is from RefSeq and is a predicted model, not a curated record. Lineage: Eukaryota; Fungi; Ascomycota; Sordariomycetes; Hypocreales; Ophiocordycipitaceae. The transcript has 7 exons.
CUUCCACCAGCGGCUCGGUGGCAUAAUUGUGACGUCAAACCUCACGGCUCCCUCGGGUCGCGUCGACGAUUCUGUUUGCGGAUCGGAUUGUUCGGAUUAUCCUCAACCGUAGCAUCGGAUAUCAAUGUAACCAUAUAGCUGCCCAAAGCUGGUCUUUUGCCCCAAACUUUUCUAACGCCGCCACACCGUCUUCCCAUCCAGAUCCCCGGUACUGCCGCAUCGAGACUCACCAUGGAGUUCCAGGCACCAAGACGAGCGUCGUCCAUCUAUAUGCGGCGAAAGUCCAUUAUUGCCCAAGAGCAGGGAUCUGUUGACCUCGCCCUCACGGUAGGGCAAUCCGGCAGAGGUGCAAGACCUGUGCUCGCGCUAACGAGCCCCAGACGCUGUAUCUAGGCAUCUCUGCUGCGCGCCUCGAGAAUGGCACUGCUGAGGUGGCACUGGCAAUUCGAGACAUCACGUACCUCCUUGACUAUGACGUGAUCCACGUCGAGCUGAAAGACGACCGCGAUGCCAUCACCCAGUGCAUCUUGGAGCAUGUCGAAGCAUACGAGCACGAAAACACAGCCAAAUUCAUCGGUGCUGCCCUCCCGAACAAUAUGCUGGAGCUAACGCCAACGCUCUGCUCUCGCCUCUGGCUUGAACUCGAUAUUGUUCCUCUUGCACUUCCUGCCGAGAGCCAGCACAACAAAGAGUUAUGGGAAGCCAAGCUCAUCGACGAACAGGCAGAUUCCAUGGCCCGCAGAUGUAUUGUACACUUUGGGCCCUCCAUGGCGCCGAUCCUGCAAGUAGGCUGGCACGGUGAGGUACAAGUUGCUGCAGGUAACAGGGUUCGCCUCAACACGGCUCAGGACUACAUGGGGACAUGUUCCGACGUGUCGUGGGAAGCCGUGUCUGCGUAUGCCGAAAAGCUGCGCAAAAAAGGCACCAAGGUUGCCUUCUUCAGUGCCACGCCUCAGGGUGGCGGUGUAGCGCUCAUGCGUCACGCUCUCGUUCGCUUCUCACGACUUCUCGGGGUGGAUGUGAAGUGGUAUGUCCCAAAGCCGAGAAAGAGCGUGUUCCGGGUGACCAAGAACAUGCACAAUAUUCUCCAAGGCGUUGCUCCACCGGAUCAGCGGAUUCCCCCCCAAGACAGGGCCGCAAUCAUUGACUGGAUCACCGACAAUGCAGAGCGAUACUGGUUUCGCGACGGUGGGCCACUGCUCCCGCCGGAGCAGGGCGGUGCCGAUGUCAUCAUUAUUGACGAUCCGCAAAUGAUUGGGCUCAUCCCAAUGAUUAAAAACUCGUCGUCAAGCCGGCCGGUGCUUUUCCGUUCCCACAUUCAGGUUCGGAGUGAUUUGAUUGCGACUCCCGGAUCGCCGCAGGCCGAGGCAUGGGACUUUAUCUGGAGCCACAUCAAAGAUGCCGACGUCUUCAUUAGCCACCCCAUCCCAGCAUUCGUCCCCCACACGGUGCCGCGCGAAAAGGUCAUGUAUCUGCCGGCAACCAGCGACUGGCUGGACGGGUUGAACAAGGACUUGAAUGCGUGGGACACGGGCUAUUACAUGCACAACUACAAUACUCAAUGCCAUGCUCAGGGCAUGACCGAGUUGCAUUGGCCCAGUCGCAAAUACAUCAUACAAGUAGCGCGUUUCGACCCGGCAAAGGGCAUCCCCACAGUCAUAGAUGCCUACGCCGAGUUUCGCCGCCGUUACAAGGCUUCGGGCGGAGAGGAUCCGCCACAGCUCGUCAUUUGCGGGAACGGCUCUGUUGACGACCCGGAUGGCACAAUCAUCUACGAUGAGUGCAUGAGCAAGAUUGAAAACGAGUACCCUGACCUGCUCGACGACACGAGCGUCAUGCGCCUUGACCCGAACGACCAGAUGCUCAACGUUCUCAUUGCCAACGCCCACGUCGUGUUGCAGCUGUCAACGCGUGAGGGCUUCGAGAUCAAGGUGUCGGAAGCGCUGCAUGCCAGCCGGCCUGUGAUCGCGACCUUGGCAGGAGGUAUCCCGCUGCAAGUGAAAGACAAAGUCAAUGGUUUCCUGGUUCAGCCGGGCGACUGGAAGGCUGUCGCCGACCACCUUAUUGAACUCUUCACGAAUGACAGCCUGCACAGCCAAAUGGCCAUCGCAGCCAGGAUGGGAAUCAGCGAUGAGGUAGGCACGGUAGGCAAUGCUCUCGCCUGGUACUUUCUCGCAAGCCAGUUCUCCGACGCUCCGAUCAACGGCAACGAGCGGUGGGUAAACGACCUCGCACGAGGCGGCGUGGCCAAGCCGUACAGUAAUGAUGAGAACCGCUUGCCCAGAAGCUUCACUGCUAGUGGUCGGGUAUAGUCGGCAUUUGCUUCUGCCAGUGCAUAAUCAUGCUUUUGGCCUGUAGGAGGUACCUGCGCUUCAUCAGCUUCUCGACGCACACGCUUUGGGCGAGCAUGCACGUAGCUGGUCUGUCAGCUGCAUUCUACAGUAAUAUUUUUAUCGAAUAAUUAUUAGACACAUUGUGUGUAAGGCACGCAUUGUGUCACGUAAUAAGCUAUGAGGAGCCCAGGUGCCCCUAUUUGAAAGGUCACGGCACUUCGUUGUACAAUCGAAAGGCACUGUUGCAUCAGCCAAACAGUAUCGCAAUUGUGGACACCUCUCAUUAGGGAGUAUGGGGCAUUUCAACUAAAUUGGAGAACAUUUCCUUCUUUAGCGGUGCGCUCAGGGGCGCCUCUCGCGCUUUCGCCCAUGGGAGAACCUCCUCUGGAUCCCUGCAUUGAUGCCAAGUGUUGAAGUCUGGAUAUGCCACCGGGUUGCCUUGAACCCAAUGAAAGGUUAUGAGGCCCGUAUCACCCUGACAGCU